AUGGACUCAUUCCGGAUCCUGCUGUACGUGUUGAUCUUCUUGGUGAGCGUGGUGGGGAACCUGCUGAUCCUUGUGGUCCUGGUCCUGAACAAACGCAUGCGCACCGUCACCAACUGCUUCUUGCUGUCGCUGGCAGUGAGCGACCUGAUGAUGGCGCUGUUCUGCAUGCCCUUCACCCUCAUCCCCAACAUCAUGGAGGACUAUGUGUUCGGAGAGACCAUGUGCAAGACCACCGCCUACUUCAUGGACACUUACCUCUGGGAACACUAG
Molecule: messenger RNA, 270 nt
Organism: Knipowitschia caucasica
Lineage: Eukaryota; Metazoa; Chordata; Actinopteri; Gobiiformes; Gobiidae
Source: the annotation of a GenBank genome assembly